CUGUGCACCUUGACAGUGCAGUACAGUAGCCAUGGAUAUAUAAAACAAGUUCUUAGCAAAGUUAGCCCUGUACACCUCACCACAGUGCAGUACAGUACCCAUGGGUAUCUAAAACAAGUUCCUAGCAAAAUUAGCCCUAGUUCGCCUCGCCAUGGCCGUGACCGUAGCGGCGGGGCCACCUGGCGGCCGCGCGGGGAAGUGCCGCAGGUAAACAAGCCAGAAAUAUCGACCGAGCAGCAGCACUGGUCCUCCUCGGAGUCUCCGGUGCCUCCUUCUUGCCAGAUGGCCAAAGUGGGAGGUGAGCUGGUUGGGGGAGAGUUGGGGGUGGUCUUGGAGGAGGCAAGUGUUGGAGUUACCUUUGUGGACUCUCCCUCCCUGACCUCUGCUGGAUUAACUGAAGACCCACUGAACAGCGACCUCACUGUGUGUCAGUACAUUCUGCCCAAUGAUGUUGCAGUUGCAGGUUUUGAAGAAGUGGCAGAGGAAGUUGAAUUAGGCUCACCAUCAUGGGACAACCUCAACAAGUCCUCCUCCUCCUCUUCCUCCUCCCUGAGCCAGGACUCUGGGAUUAGUGCUGACCCCAGCCCUGAUGUGUUUUUUACUCUCAUAGAAGAGACUGUUGCACCCUCUGGUCUCCUUACAUCUUCCCCCAGUCAGGAGGGAGGUGAGGUGAUUGUUGAGAGGAUUUAUGAGAUGAAAGAUGACUUAUGCUUUACUGAGAGUACUUCUGACAUUAAAGAUGAACCCCUGGACACUGUGGAAGAGGCUGUGGAGUUAGGGAAGGAUGAACUAGUGACUGAACGGGAAGAAUCAUGGCCCAAAAGAAUUAAAGGGGAAAUCGUGAGUGAAUACAACAUGAAUGGAGCAGAGCCAAGAAAAAGCACCAGGGUGCGUGUGGUAGCUUAUCAUUGUACAGAUUGCAACACUAAUUUCACUGAUGAGGCAGAAUUCCGUGCCCACAUGGAGGCUCAUUUGAUAAAGCUCCAAAACUCGUGUGCUCUGUGUAGUACUGAAUUCUCAUCAAAAUCAGAACUUCAAGAUCACAUCAAAGAACAUUUCACUAAGAAUUCUUCGUAUAUCUGCAGUAUUUGUGAUCAGAAAUUUGUGUCCAAAAGUGGAUUGAAAAGACAUAAGAAACAGCUGCACAACUUGGACAGUGUUGUAGUGGUGAAUCCAACCUCCAUAAAGUGUGGGGUUUGUCAGGCUGUUUUUUCUGAUAAGGCAGCUCUGAGGCAACAUGCUGUCACACACGCUGCCAAGAAGCCCUUCACUUGUGAGGAGUGUGGUGCCACCUUCACCCAGAAUGGUUCACUACAGGUACACCUUCGGCGCCACAGGGGUGAGAAGCCCUUCACUUGCCAAUUGUGCGGCAACAGCUUUACUCGAGCUCACAGUCUUAAAGUUCACAUGAAGACUCACACUGGGGAAAAACCAUAUGCCUGUGAGUACUGCGGGGCUUGUUUUGUCACUUCCUCACACCUCACCGUACAUCGCCGAACCCACACCGGUGAGCGGCCGUACUCAUGUGGUGACUGUGGGGCGACCUUUAUCACUACCUCACACCUAAACGUCCACCGUAGGGUCCACACUGGGGGAGGUACUGUUGCUUCCACUCCGGUUAGCUGUUCCCAGUGCCAGGCCACCUUUAAUGAUGCAGCACAGCUCCGCCACCACCGCCGCACUCAGCAUGCACCACAGGUCACUUGUAAGGUUUGCUGUAAGGAAUUUCCUAAUGCUCGUCAGUUGAGUAAUCACAUGGUGCAUGAGUGUGGCUGAGUUUGGCUUAAUUUAGGGAAAAUAAUAGUAGCAGUGGUGGUGAUGGCAUUCUGUCUAAUAAGUCAUGCCAAAAGCUACCAAAUAAACCAAAAGGAUCAAAACUCUGAUAUUGUAAGGAAUGAUGCCUGAUGUAAGAAAACCUCUUUUCAUGGUGUAACUCAGAAACCUAUUUCUGUUGGGAACAAAAGUGAGGGGAUUGCCAUGAAGUAAUGGCUUGCCACAAGCCACUCAAAUGCCUUUGUAAGUAUAUUGUAAGUGGCAGUAAAAUUGCCCAGUAGUCUGUUGCAGCCAAGCUGUAGCAGUAGUAACGGAACUAGUCGUUGAGUAGUCUCAGGUGGGGUAGACAUUUUAUGUAUUUUUACAUUUUAUUGCUUUCAGUGCCAGUAGAAACCAAAGAUUAUGAACUGUGCCAUGCAUUUAUCUUAUGAACUAUUUAUUUGCAUAUGUCAUUAAUUUUUGUGAUUUUUAUGAAUUGUUGAUUAUUUAUUGUUCAGUUUUUUUGGACAAAUAUUUGUGUAUUAUAAGUGGAGGAUCUAAUGUUUUGUUGAGUUUUGUCUGUUUUAUGUUGUGUGAAUGCUUCACUUUUUGUGUGUGAUAUGUUUCAUUGCAGGAAUUUCAUCAGUAUCAGACUGCUUUGUGCUUACCAAGUUUAAAUGUGAUCAUGCCCGGUGAACAGCCUUGCUCUUUAUUUUGCUAUCUUUACCCAGUGAAGUUUCCUCUGAAAUCAAUUAUAGGGAAGUAUCUACUAUUUUCAUCAAUCAAUGUCUUCAGGCCACAAAAGACAUAUCAAAUGCUUACCUGAAGUUUGUAAUUGUGGUACACAAGUUAUUAAGCCAGCAACAAAUUACCAAGGCUUCUUUGGAAUGAAUGCAAAAUUCUCAGUUAGGUCCAGUGUAAUGUAAAGCUGAUAUGGCAGUAAUGAUUUUUAACACCAUAUCCCUAAAUGAUACAGUUUCACAAAUUUUGUCCUAUUUGUCUUUGAUGCAUAACAUACAUUUCUUAAUGGUCCCACUUCUCAAAAUUAUUUUAAGAUGUGCCAAAUCUGCAAUUAUUCUGAGCACUAAGUGAGGGGAGGGGUGUUGUGCCAUGUGUUGGGACACUGGCUGCUUUCUUUUUUUGGUUUGACCAACUUACAGAAUAUUGGAUAUAAUGGAAUGAUCUAAAGUAAGAUGUGGGGGCAGGGGGGUAAAUUCCUAUGCUAGAUUAAUAAAUUUUUAGCAUAGAAAGUUAGUUGAAUAUCAGAACACAUUUUUGUUCCAUCAUUAUGCUGCAAAAGUGUGGAUAAAACAUACUUAUUUGGUCUUGCAUAGGAUUAGUUGUAAGUAGUUUUCCUUUGUUUUUUUCAUAUUUAUUCAGUUGCAGUAAAAGCUGUUGUUUCUUUUUCAUUAGCCUGUUGCAGGUAUUCAUAUACAAAUAGUACAAGCUUAACAGUUUCCAAAUAUUUGAAGCUUGAUCAUUUCUUAUUUAUUACAUGAAGAUUACAACUCAUUGGUAAAAAUAACGUAGAGUAUAAUUUAUUCACCUGAUUUUUCUAAUAUUUAUUAAUGUUCUGUAUAGUAUUUUUUAUUACAACACCAUCAGGGACGGCUGCCCCAUACAGAUCUGUGAACUAGGCAAUGGAAAAAGUAAUUUUCUGUCACUUUUAUAGGUUUCAGUGUUUCUUGGACUCCUAUACUGAGUGACUGUAUGCUUGAACAGUGAUGUCCUUUAAUCUAAACACACAAUAUUUCAGUUUCUGAUAAAUCAUACAUUUUCACUAAUGUGGAAUUAUGUGGCAAUGCAUUGGUUUUGGCAUCAGCAGUAGUGGCUUCUGUUUCUAUUAGUAGUGAGUAUUUUCACCUACCUAAUAUAUAUAUGUGUAUAUAUAUAUAUAUAUAUAUAUAUAUAUAUAUAUAUAUAUAUAUAUAUAUAUAUAUAUAUAUAUAUAUAUAUAUAUAUAUACACACACACACACACAAAACAAUGCCCUUAGCAGUAAAGAAAAUCUUGACAUUGAAGAAAUAAAUGAAAGCCACUAAAAUUGUGAAAGAAGUUGCCGUCAUAAGUAAAAGGAGCAUACACUAUAGCUGUGCAUGGCUGCUGUGGUCAUCUUUGUCUCAUUGGCUCUUUGAGCUUGUGUCAAGAGAACCCAUUAACAUGACGCAGGGCUUGUAUAAUGUCUGAGUUACCACAGUUUACCUUCCCCAGGUUUCCCCAGGCACCCAUUUAUUGACCAUUCUGGAAGGAAGGAUGAACAGCUGGGUGGGCUGCAAGUCGACUGCCCAGGCCGGGAUUCAAACCCAGACCGGCAGAUUCAUAGUUAGGGAUGUUAACCACUGCACCAUGGAGGCUCAAUCAGGAGUGAGAUAAUAAUGACCUUUAUAAACACUAUCUAAAGAUCACAUGUAAAUAUUGAUGUGCCCCCAGAUGAUAAUUCUUGAGUCCAUGUUAUGUAAACUGCUAAGUGCCACCCACCAGGGUAAGUCUCCUAUAUAAAUGCACAAAAAGUAUUAAAAAAUUAAAAAAUGUAUAUAUUUCUGGAGUUCUUCCUUAUUAAGCCAACAAAUUUGUUUAUAAGCCUAGUACCUGUACAAUUACCAUAUCCUGUAUGAAUUGCUCACAAUAAUGCAGCACAACAUGUAAUUCAGGAAUGAUUUGCAGAUAUGGAAAUUAAGGAUAGUCAUACUUUGAAAUGAAGUAUAAUUUAGACAAAAGGGCAUUCACUGUACUAGAUUGCAUUGGCAUAGAAAGGAAUGUGAUAAAUGAGAUAUCAUACGUAAUAUCAAGUUCACAGUGAUCUAUUUUGAAUUAUUAUUAUUUGAUGUUAAUGAAAAUAUAAAAGCAGUUUUAAUUUGCUCACUAUUAAUAAGAUAUGACUCUUCAGUCCAGUGAUGUAUACAAGUUCUUGGUGUGGGAUCUGUAAGGUGUGGCAGCUUACAAAGGUCUCCGUGUGCCUGUGCUCUUAAGUUGUUCCUGUUCUGUGUCUGUCGGUGAUGGCUAAUAUCAGGCUCACACUCUGUCAUGAAUUCCUCAAAUUUCAUUCUAACAAUGAAAUUAAGAAUUAAGUGGUUAAAAUUCUUUGAUGAUAAUAUUUGUAAGAUAGGUAUAUUUAUAUAAUUCUCUUAUAUAUGGGAGAACAGAAUAUUAUUGUCAAUUUGAUAUUCAUGUAUAUUUAGGAAUAAUCUGAUUGGCAUCUUAUUGGAAUAUGAAUGAACAUCAAUAGACCUACUAUAGGAAAUCAGUAGAAAUUCUCAUAUAAGCUGCCUUUAAUUUAUUAUAUGGAAGAUUUAUUUAUUUAUUUAUGAUUAUUAUUAUCAUAUAUAUUUUAGAAUUUUCCUCUGAUAGUAUGUUAGUAAAGGAAACCAUCCAAGUUUAAGGGUUGUAGACCUUGAUUCAUUGAAAGUAACAGUAGUGAAUAAAAUAUUGUACAUAAAAUAGGGGCCAGCAGUUUUUUGUGUGAGGAAGGUACCUAAAAGCAGCAUGUGUACUCCCAGUAGUGACAGAGCCUUAUAUUACACCCAGUCUUUCAUGAUUUUCACAAAGGAUAGGAAAAUAUUUGACACUUUUAAACUAUGGCUUCUCUGCAUUGUUUCGAUUAGAUAGAACACCUAAAACUCAUUUCAGGUGUACCCCGGAAACCUGUAUUUGAUAUAGAUAUAUUUUUGUCUGAAAAUUUCAUUCAGUUGAUCCAAAGGUGUAAAUAGCUUUUUUGAGAAUAUAUUGUUGUCACAAAAUGUAUAUGAAAUAUGGUAAACUUGUAUGCCUCUUAUGAGCAUUUGUAGGGCAUUGUGCAUCAUAAUUACAUUGCUGAAAGUUCAUACCUGAAAAUAUACUUUAUCUGAGUAACAAUGUUGCUGUAGAUUCAAUAUAUGGAGAUCAGAUUUAUUAUAUUUAACUUGGAGAAGCUUCUGCAAAGUUACUUUGUAUGUAUAUUGUAUAGAUAGUGCAUAGUACAUUGAAAGAUCUUUAAGACUAGGCUUUUUUCUAGUCAGUUCUAUGGAAAUUUACUCAACUCGUCUGCCUUGGCACGCUUCUGUGUAAAUAUUGUAGUCUCUCAGUACCUCUUCCAGAAGACUUACCAACUGUUUUGUUGAAUCUAAUGAUGGGAGGUCUAUAGCUGUGUGCAAUAGGAUAACGUCAGUUUUUGAUGUUAGAAUAUACAAAUACUCGGA
Messenger RNA from Eriocheir sinensis (Chinese mitten crab), 5927 nucleotides. Its product is annotated as zinc finger protein 625-like. Gene Ontology annotation, molecular function: chromatin insulator sequence binding. Gene Ontology annotation, biological process: regulation of transcription by RNA polymerase II. Lineage: Eukaryota; Metazoa; Arthropoda; Malacostraca; Decapoda; Varunidae. The coding region runs from base 283 to 1776 and encodes 497 amino acids. The record is from RefSeq and is a predicted model, not a curated record. Gene Ontology annotation, cellular component: chromosome. The transcript is spliced from 3 exons.